Molecule: messenger RNA, 789 nt
Organism: Didymodactylos carnosus
Lineage: Eukaryota; Metazoa; Rotifera; Eurotatoria; Philodinida; Philodinidae
Source: the annotation of a GenBank genome assembly
AUGAUCAAUCUGUUUAUUGCUGUUAUUAUGGAUAAUUUUGAUUAUCUGACACGGGACUGGAGUAUCCUCGGACGACAGCAUCUUAAUGAAUUUGUAGAUGUAUGGACUGAAUAUGAUCCAGCUGGAAAUUUUAUAAAAAAUACACUAAAAUACUUUAUCGUUAUGCGCGACCAGGCCAUUGUGUUUGUUGUUGCCUUUUUCUAUCUUUGUAGUGGAAAAAUAAAACAUUAUGAUCUAAUUAAUUUAUUACGAAAAAUAAAUCCACCACUUGGUUUUGGCAAACUAUGUCCAGAUCGAUUAGUAUAUAAGAAACUCUGUUCAAUGUCUAUACCAUCAAAUAAUGAUGAUGAUACAGUACCGUUUAAUGCAGUCUUAUUUGCGUUAGUUCGUAAUGCAUUAAAAAUUAACGUAGAUCAAUCAAAUGAAAAAUUACGCGUUGUUAUAAAAAAACAAUGGCAGGACACAUCAGAUGAACUUUUGAAUACGAUUCUACCAUUGUCAUUAGAAAGAGACAGCACUGAAAAUAGAGUAACGAUGAGACAAUUCUAUGCAACAUGUUUACUUCAAGAUUAUUUUCGAAGAUAUAGAAGACGAAAAGCCGAACAAGCAAACUUAAGUCGAUUAGCAAGUUCCAAGAAAUUUCAUUCGCGUUUAUCAAUUAAACUAAGACAAUUACAACGACAGAAAAAACUUGGGCUAGAAAUUCGACCUACUAUUUCGAUAAUAAUGGAUAACGAAGUGAACACUGUUAGAGGAAGAACCACGACUACCGCUGCAAACCAUGACUGA